This is a messenger RNA of Westerdykella ornata, 585 nucleotides long. RefSeq lists its product as uncharacterized. The transcript is spliced from 2 exons. The record is from RefSeq and is a predicted model, not a curated record. Lineage: Eukaryota; Fungi; Ascomycota; Dothideomycetes; Pleosporales; Sporormiaceae. Bases 1 to 585 code for a protein of 194 amino acids.
AUGCCCGCCGAGCUAUCUUGGAAUACGCCGAACUGGCUCAGCGGCUUACGAUAUGCUCUUCGAAUCCUCGUCCUUGUGCUUAGCGGUGCCGUAACGUACUUUUUGCUGCAUACACUCGAAGCCUACCGCGGAAACAGUUCUCUCGACCUGCGAAAAGGGGAGCUGCCCAUGGUAUGGCCUGCUAGGACCCAUCUCGCACCAACAAUCGUCCUCUUCUCUGUCGCCGCCGCCAACUUCCUUACCUCCGUCGCCAUCCUCACCCUGUCGCUGAAAAGCCCGUUCCGAAGACUCUACCAAAAGCGCGAUGACUACCGGGUUAUAGCUGGAGGUUGUAGGAUCAUACUCUGGACGACUGCGCUGGCCGUCUUUACUCUGCUCGACAGGGCUAGUAAUGCUAGCCUUGGUCACUAUGCCUGCGCAAAUCGGGAUGUGGAAAGCAACGGUCGAUUCCAGUACCGAACCAUCUGUUCCGAGCAGAGUAUUGCAUUCUAUCUAGCAGUUGGUGUCGCGUCCGUCGAAGUCCUCUCCCUCCUCGUUUCGUCGUCUCCGCCGUCCAUUUCGCCGAAGCCAGACCAAGCGCGAUGA